GUUACAGUAAGUUAAGCUCCGAAUUUUUUUAAAGUUCCAGUGAGUUUCUUCUGUUGUCCUGUUGGAAAAAAAAUAUUUUAAUUCGUUCGCAAUGUUUUAAUAAUUUUAAUUUUUUCGCAAUGUUUUUUUUUUUUUUUUUGCACAACAAUAUCCGGGUGACGGCGCUACCGCCAAUUAGCUCCUACUUCCUCUGGAGUCGUUGAGUACAACACGUUCUCACUCCCAACUCGUCACAUAUUGAAGCUUGGUCAGGAUCCCUUUGUCGUCAUGUUUUAACUCACUGGGGAUUCCCAUAGACUUCUGACCGGAACCGGCGGCGUUGACAUUUGACCUGCAGGAGCUGACCGCAGUGUGUACGGGACUCGAGACUAUGAUAAAUAGGAAUAAAAAAGAAAAGGCUGCAAUAAAUUAGUUAUGGCAGGGCGAUUCGAUUGGCGUCCCCCAGGUCAUAUUUAACUGAUUUUUUAUUUUAAAAACCACUCGUUGCCUGAUAUCAAAGUGCGUCUGUGAAACAGGUUCAGCGGUGACUUUAACAGCGCUCCAGCGAGCAACAGCAGUAGUGUAUUCCUCGUAAUGCUGCUGUUUUGUCGAGGCUUGUUGAUGAUGAUAAACGUAUUUAAUGUGGUGUGAUUAUGUUUGGUUAAUCAGUGAUUAAUCAGCGCAAUGCGAUGCAAUCAACCUAUUAUUUAUUUAUCUAUUUAUUUAUUUAUUUAUGUGUUUGUUUGUUUGUUUGAUUGAUUAUUUAUUAUCUUUAUUUAUUUAUUAAUAAGUCAAUCAAUCAGUGAUGCUGACGUCAUUGUAAGGCGCGAUCCCAAGGUCCACUGCGAUUUCCCGCUUGGUCCUUCAAAUUUGCCAGCUUCCAACAUUCUCCUUUAUUUUAACCUCCCUCCACACACACACACACACACACACACACACACAAACCAAAGGCACUUUUAAGAGCCACGUCUGUCUUGUUAACCUGUACUUGUCUCUCUGUAGCUCGCUCUGUCUCUUUCUCUAUUUGCAUUGUUCUAUCUGUCCAUCUUUCUGUUUCUCUCAAUAGGUCCUACAAAAACUCUAUUUUAACACAUUGUCUGUUUUUUUGUUUUUGUGUAUAUUUCUUCUUUAUAUGUCUUGUCAAGUUAUGACGAGGCCCAAAUUCCGGCCCUGCCCAUCUUGCCAGACUCCCAAUCAGGCAAGCAGGAAAAGUUGUUAUGUCUGCUUUGGAAGUCUGUCCACUAAACAAAAAAUAAAUGACAAAGUGGUGUCACUGGAUAGCCAGUGGGGGCAAUCUGUCAAGAAAAGCAGAAAUGUUGGGCGCAUAAUUGAUUCUGCCCGUAUUGCAGUGCGGAAACUUGAGGCAGUGGGUUACAAGCCCAUUUUAUUUAUUGGAAAACAAAAUAAAAAGGCUUCAAAUAAGUGGGUUGCAGACAUAAUUACCCAUCUGCACCCCACUCCUGUCACAAGAAAUGUUUUGGAGAAGAUGCGAAGGGCUUAUGAAUUUAUCUUGACUAAGGCAACCUCCACAGCACAGCAGCUGGACAGUGACAUCCCCACAGCAGAGCAGCACAACAGCCCCCGUCAGGAGCAGUGCAGUGGUUCCAUUCUGGAGCCGGAGAGCCUCACCGAGGACCUGCCGGAGAGCCUCACCGUGGAGCAGCCGGAGAGCCUCACCGUGGAGCAGCCGGAGAGCCUCACCGUGGAGCAGCCGGAGAAUCUCACAAAGGAGUCCGAGACUUCUUCUCCACCUCCACUGCCAUGCUCUAAGUCUUUGCAACAGAGGAAGGAAAGGACAAAAACCUCAAUCUGUUCACCAGCACCUUCUGCCACCUCUGUCUCUCCUCCAUCUCUUAUCCCCACAGAUCUCUCCCUUCCACAGUCUUGUCCUCCACCUGCUGCCUCUUCCAUCUCCCAGUCCUUGAGUCAGGAGGGGCCAAGUGUGAAGAAGAAAAGAAAGGGUUGCCGAAAAUGUAGUAGACAGAAGAUCUUCCUGUUUGAUAAAAUAACUGGGGAAAGAAUAAAUGAGGCAAGCAGCAUAGAAGUUUCUGUUAUUGAUGUCUGUGGCAAGAGAAAGGCUGAUGUGGCUAAACUUGGGAUGACACAUGGGAGCCUGCCAGCGAGUUCCAGCAUUUUUUGCCAGUGUCUCCAAAUCCCAGCCAUCUUUCACCAUGACAGUCUCCUCACCCUGAACGCCUGGACUCGUCAAGCACACUUUUGCUUGCUGUUCUUCAUUAAACUUUUUGCACAGUGCAUACACUCUUUUAGUAUUUUUUUAAAAAAGUUGUCAUUUUAAACACCUUUUGCAUUUGUCAUGAACUGCGUAACAGCCAGGUAGGGUAGCAUGGAGAGGGCCUGCUACAAACAUGCUGUUUGUUAUAAUGGCAUGCCCAAACAUAUUAUUUUUAAAGAUUUUUGCAGUGCAAUUUUAGUAUUGCAUUGAUGCAAACUCCUUUUUUUUUGCUCAGACAACUUUUUUUGAGAGCAAAAUGAGAAAGUGAUCCAAUGAGAAAGUGUUUUUAUUAUAUUUUAAUAUUCAGUUAUGAAAAGUUAGACUGGUCUUAUUUGUUUUGGAAAAGAAAGGCUGAUAACCACUUGGCAACUGCUACCAAGUUUUGUAUAGUAUUUUCUUUACUCUUUACUAAAAUGUCUAAAAAGGGUAAUAUUUUAUGUAAUUGAGGUCUGAGAUGUGGAAACGGUGAAGAGAGAGAAGGCAAACAUUUUGCAUUUUAGGUCUAAUCAUCCAAUAUUGUCUUAAAUAACCUGCAUAGCACUUCAUCUUUUAUAACAUGGGAUUUUGACCAAAUAUAUUCAAUCUUGAUUUUUGUAAACUGUUGCAAAAAUAUGUUUGUUUGUUUUUUUUGGUGUAAAAUUACAGUUUGGACAUAUAAGGUAAUAAAAAUAUUUAUAAAAAUACCUGGAAGUAUCUACAUGUGAGCAUGUAAAACAAAUAUCUUUAAAAAAAAUUCCUUGUGGAGCAUGCCCCCGGUUCUCACCUUUUUACCCCUUUUACCUGUUUGCAUCUGUUUAUAGGUAAGUUUACAUGAACUGUCUGUCUGUUAUGCCAAACAUUA
This is a messenger RNA of Onychostoma macrolepis, 3053 nucleotides long. RefSeq lists its product as uncharacterized. The transcript has 9 exons. Lineage: Eukaryota; Metazoa; Chordata; Actinopteri; Cypriniformes; Cyprinidae. The record is from RefSeq and is a predicted model, not a curated record. Bases 1112 to 2275 code for a protein of 387 amino acids.